AUAUAUAUAGAUAAAAAGUCUACAUUUUCAUAAUUAAUGUUAGUUUUCUAUAAAGUAUUUAACAACAACUUUGUCCUAAUAUGAAUUUAUUAUUCGCACUCUUAUUCACAAGUUUCUUCGUAAGUAUCAGCCAAGCUGCUGAUCAAUCAGAUGUUAAUUUCUUAACUGCAUUUGUUGGUGAUUUCAAGGAUCAUAGAGGAGAAUAUAUUUUAUAUUUGGCAACAGCAACUAAUGUGCCUCCUGAAGUAACAUCGUUGGCUUUAGAAAUUGCAACAUAUACGGAUGAUUCAUAUACUACAAUAUUAGAUGAUCCAGAAAUAGAUAUUUCUAGUUUGGAAGCCUUUGCUACUAACUUGCCUUGGUACACCAGAAUAGAGGCUGAAGCAAAUGAAGGUAAUUCCAAUCAAAACAAUGAGGUAGAAAUAUCAUUACAUAGUGGGGAAAAUGUCACUAUUACUACCACUGAUGAAAGUGUUUCUACCACUUUAAGUUCUUCAAGUACUACGCCAGCCAUUUCUGAUACUACUUCUGUUAAUGGUGGUAUAUCGAGAACAUAUGCUCCAGUUGGUGCAUUAUUGGGAGUAUUAUUUCUUGGUCUUGGUUUACUAUAGAAUAAUAUAUAUUAAGUUAAGUAAAUAUAAAUUUUUAUAAAAUAUUGGCGAAUUUUCAUAGAUAAUUUAUAACAAAAUGUCCAUUAAAUUAAAUUUAAAAGAUCAAUGCGAAAUUCUUAAGUUCCAA
Scheffersomyces amazonensis is the source of this 738-nucleotide messenger RNA. RefSeq names its product putative lipase (gene RBR2). The transcript has a single exon. The record is from RefSeq and is a predicted model, not a curated record. The coding region runs from base 81 to 611 and encodes 176 amino acids. Lineage: Eukaryota; Fungi; Ascomycota; Pichiomycetes; Serinales; Debaryomycetaceae.